AUGGCCUAUGUUACAAUUAGGCGUGAAAUCUCAAGGCGUGGGAUUAUGACCCACACUUCAUCACCGGGAAAAAUUCCCUCAGAAAUAGGGAGAGGGUUGGCCGUUAAACGCCGGUCGGAUGCCUCAUUCCGACGUGAUAUGGAGGGCAAAACUCACCUGAGAUGUAGUCACUGUGGAGGUAUCCGUCACACAAAGGAAGGAUGUUUCAAGUUAAUCGACUUCCCGGAGUGGUGGGAGGAACACCGGCAACGGAAAGCCGACACCAAGGUUCAGUCAGCUAGAACCGGCGGCAAGGCUCACUUGGCCACCGGCGUUCCCUUUCCCACCAGCGAACCAACCCACUACACAGAGACAAAGGAAGGCAAUAAUGACGUCGAAGCUAUUGAAAUUGCAGAGGCAGUUAUCGGGGCGUUGAAUGGGGAGCUUGCAGCAACUGCAUUAAACGCACCCAUGGUUCCUGCUGAGGUCCUCAAUGAGCUGAAACCAUUUGUUGAGCUCUCGGAAAAACUUGGUCGACUGGCUAUCCAAUUGGUAGCAGGCGGAAGUGGUGUUAAAUCGGUGAAGGUGGGUUAUGCCACUUCAAGAGCACCCGAUGAUCUCGACACCCGGGUGCUCCGAGCCAUGAUUACCAAGGGUUUGAUUGAGCCCAUUUCAAGCACCUUUGUGAACUUGGUAAAUGCUGAUUUCACUGCAAAGCAGAGAGGACUUCGUAUUACAGAAGAGCGCAUUCUUCUCGAUGGAUCGCCCGAAAGCCCACUUGAGUCCAUCCACAUCCAGAUUGCUAAUGUAGAAUCAAAAUUCGCUAGCGCAAUUUCAGAAACCGGGGAGAUUAGGCUUCAAGGAAAGGUUAAAGAUGGAGUGCCCUAUUUGACUAAAGUUGGGUCCUUUGAGGUUGAUGUCAGCUUGGAAGGUAGCAUAAUUUUUUGCCGACAGGUUGAUCAACCCGGAAUGAUCGGAAAGGUGGGAAGCGUUUUGGGAGAGGAGAAUGUGAAUGUCAAUUUUAUGAGCGUUGGAAGGUUGGCUCCGAGAACCCAUGCUGUCAUGGCAAUUGGAGUCGAUGAGCCACCUAGCAGUCAAGUAUUGAAAAAGAUUGGUGAAAUUCCAGCUAUCGAAGAGUUCGUAUUUCUUAAGUUAUAAUUUUCUUAGACGCGUGACUCGAAAGUAUUAUUCGAGACGUUCUGAUAGAGAGGGUUGAUGAUCAAACCUAGCUAUUAGGCUGUCGAACGAUCCGAGAGGUUCUGGUUUUGAAGACUUGUAUUCUUAUUGCUAUUAUUUUCAAGUUAUUAGUCCAAUAUAGUACCAAUUUUGGUGGGUUUCGUCGAAUGUAACCAACUUUUAACUUGUAUCGGGUUAAUAAUGAGUUAUGCGGAAGAGGUAACAUGAGCCCAAGAUGUUGAUCGAAGGUUCUCCAUUUCAUUCA
This is a messenger RNA of Amaranthus tricolor (Joseph's coat), 1420 nucleotides long. RefSeq names its product D-3-phosphoglycerate dehydrogenase 1, chloroplastic-like. The coding region runs from base 1 to 1137 and encodes 378 amino acids. The record is from RefSeq and is a predicted model, not a curated record. Lineage: Eukaryota; Viridiplantae; Streptophyta; Magnoliopsida; Caryophyllales; Amaranthaceae. The transcript is spliced from 3 exons.